Lepisosteus oculatus (spotted gar) is the source of this 549-nucleotide messenger RNA. NCBI's taxonomy places the organism in Eukaryota, Metazoa, Chordata, Actinopteri, Semionotiformes, Lepisosteidae. The record is from RefSeq and is a predicted model, not a curated record.
AGUGUGAGGCCGGGUUCUGACCCGAACCCAGGGGGUGUGGACUAGAGUCUGGGAUGGGCUGCAGGAGAGAGGGAGGACUGGGAGCUCUGGCGCUGUCGGAGCCAUGGAAUCGCCGGGAUUAGUGUGGAGGGGGGGGUGCGGGGUCGGUGCAUUGUGGGAGAGAGACGCGAUGGAGGCAGAGCGCUGAUCCAGAGGCUGUGUGUAGCAGAGGGGCGGGCAGGGAUGUCGGCAGACCCGUGCCCGGAGCAGUGCAGACUGGAGAAGGCUCACCCGGUGCUGAAGGCCUUCAUGUGUGGCUCCCUGAGUGGGACCUGCUCCACUCUGCUCUUCCAGCCCCUCGACCUCGUCAAGACCCGGCUGCAGACCCUCCAGAGCUCCGUACAGCAUGGGUCACGUGUUGGGAUGGUAACGGUAUUCCUCAAUGUGAUCCGCACGGAGAAACUGCUGGGUCUUUGGAAGGGCGUAUCUCCGGUAAACAGCCCGUCUCACCCUCUAACUGUAUCACCUGUAGUGUCAGCAUACAGUAGUGUGCAGGAGGAGUGUGUGUAU